Messenger RNA from Morone saxatilis (striped sea-bass), 3178 nucleotides. RefSeq names its product cerebellar degeneration-related protein 2-like. The transcript has 5 exons. The record is from RefSeq and is a predicted model, not a curated record. NCBI's taxonomy places the organism in Eukaryota, Metazoa, Chordata, Actinopteri, Moronidae. Bases 1 to 1296 code for a protein of 431 amino acids.
AUGGAAUACCUGUCCAAGCAGCUGGAGGUCCUUCGGGACAUGAACGAGCAGCAUGCCAAAGUGUACGAGCAGCUGGACGGGACCGCCAGAGAACUGGAACGCACCAACCACACAUUGGUGAUGGACAGCAAGGCCUCGCAGCAAAAGAUAGAGAGGCUAACGGGGACCAUUGAGGCUUUGCAGAACCAGGUGGAGUCUCUCUCAGGGCAGGUGGAGCAGCUUCGCUCCAUGGAGCAGCUCCGAGUCAGGAGGGAGAAGAGGGAACGACGCAAGACCAUCCACUCCUUUCCUUGCCUGAGGGAGCUUUGCACAGCACCCAGGUAUGAGGAUGAGUUUGUGGUGGGAAGAGCUGAGAGCUUUUCUGGGGAGGUGAAGCCUCAACCGUUUGAAGAGGAGAACCAGCAUCUGAGGGAGGCGGUGUCGGCUCUACGGGCGGCUGUCCGGACUGAGAGGGGGCGCCGAGAGGGUGUGGAGAGGGAGUGCAACCUCCUGCUUUCAGAGUUCUCUCGGCUGCAGACACGAGUCCAGGAUGCUGAGAGCUGCCAGGGGAGGGUGCGGGAGCUGGAGGUGGAACUACAGGAGCUGCAGCAGCUCCGCCGCGCUCGGACUUUCCUGCUGAACAGCGAGGACGAUGGCGUGACUCUUACCCAGACUGUCCUCAAUAGCACCCCGGAGACUGACACCUUCCUGGAGGUGGAGGUCGGGGACACAGGAGGAGGUGUGAGGGAAGAGACCGAAGGGGGAGGAGGCGUGGGAGGGGAGGCUCUCCCUGAGUCCAGCCCUGUGAGGAAAAGCUGCAGCGACACGGCACUCAAUGCCAUCGUGGCCCGCGACGCGUCCGGCCGAAGAAGAGGCAGCUACGCUCUCCACGCCAACAGCGUGAGGAAGCGAGGGAUGUCCAUCCUCAGGGAGGUGGAUGAGCAGUACCACGCCUUACUGGAGAAAUAUGAGGAGUUGUUAGGGAAGUGUAGGCGCCACGAGGAGAGCCUGUGUCACGCCGGUGUCCAGACUUCCAGACCCGUCUCCCGAGACCCAUCCAUGAAAGACUGUGCGAUGGGCCCCACUCCGGUGCCUCCCCCUACCCCCACGCAGUCGCCCUCCACCCCUGAGGCCAUUGAGAGCAUCAGCAAGCAGGUGGAGGCGGUGGAUAAGAGGCUGGGGCAGAACACUCCAGAGUACAAGGCCCUUUUUAAGGAGAUCUUCUCUCGUAUCCAGAAGACCAAGAUGGACAUCAAAGCUACCAAAGCUGCUAAGGCUAGCAAGUCUGGCAAAUCUGGCAAAUCUAGUAAACAGUAAUUGUACACCAACUGGCUCUAGAGAGGAUGAUGAUUAUGUGCUAUUUCAGUGUUAAGUUUGUGGACAGGGCUUGGAGUAAACAUACUUAAAGAGGGUGCUAUUUCUAAAACCUCUAAAAGUACAGCUCAGUUCAAUCGAGGUCAACUCAGAGCGUGCAGUUUUCAUCCAGAACUGAAACCUUCCAGCAUACAUAAGGAUCCGAUUAGCAUGUGAUCUAUUUUACAACAGUGCAGAAUUCAGUCAUAUAUAUAAAAUGUGGUCCAUUAAGGGUUCACCCCCCCUCAUAUUCUUUUAUUCAGUAUUCCUACAGUACUAAAUAUAUACUGGCUUCACUGCCUCACUACUUUAGGGCACACACCAAAAUAACACAAUAAUAGCAAUAUGCCUCUCAUGAGCCUCACAAGUGCACUAAAUGUUAAAGCUUCACAAAAAAACACUAGAAAAUUGCAUCUGCGAUGAAAACAUGAGUGGAACUCUAAAUCUAAUAUUAACAUGAAUUGUAUAUGUUAAGUUUAAUGUAAUGGACUCUACUAACAUUUGUAUAAUUACAGUAAGAAAGACAAACAUCGAUCCUCUCAGGCCACAGUCUGUCUCAAGAAUGAUCUUGAGGUGCUAAUAAUUCUCCUUCCGUUACGUAUAUCGCUAUACAAAUUAACACUGUUCAAACUUUAAAUAAGCCUUUAGUCUGGAUGACCUUGCUACUCUUGCACCGUUCUGUGUGUGACCUUACUGCUUUAUUAAAGUUUGUGGUGCCUCGCCCUUUAUCUAGAGAUUUUCAUGGAACAGCCUUUUUCCUAACAGUUCGAUAUAAAAAACAGUUCAAUAGAAAACUUGGAUUUCUGUAUGGUGAAUAUGAGGCUACAGCCAGCAGCCAGUUAGCCUAGCUUAGCAUAAAGACUGGAAACUGGGAAACAGCUAGUCAUGGUCGUUCGGGUACAAGUUGUGGUUUAACUGGGGUAUGCGCAAGACUAUUUCUUGGCAGGAUUGUUGUUUUUACAUUUCAGUUUUUGAACGGAUUAACUGAACAAGAUAUAACAUGUUAAUUAGUGAGCUUUACAGGAUGAUUUUGUCAGCUUUGGACUGAGCCAAGCUAGCUGUCCCGACAUUUCCAGUCUUUAACUAAGCAUUGCUAACUGGCUGCUGGUUGUAGCUUGUUAUUUAGCAUACAGGCAUGCGUGUUGUGUUGAUAUUCUCAUCUGUCGCCAAAAAAGCAAAUGGGCCUAUUUCCCAAAGUGUUUGACUAUGGUAACUAAUGUUGAACACUUGUGUUUACAUGCUCCUUUCAUUCAGAGUGCUCAGAUGCCUUUGUUCAAGUGAAAAAGGGAUGCUAACUGUAAAACUUCAGGGAAGGAACCCAGACUGGAAACUUAAUUUACAUUUAUAAAACAAAUACCUUCUCCCUCCACUGUGCUUAAGUCACUUCAGCUCUAUUGUAAGUACUGAAGUGGGUCUUCAACUGGACUACAUCAGCCCAUUGGGGCAAAAAUAAAAUAUUUCAAUGAGAUAUAGGAAGCAAGUUUAUUCAUAGUAGUGAGUAAUACAGUAUAGGCUAUAGUUUAGGUAGUUAGAGCUGUUGUGUUUUGAGUGCGUUGGAGUGAUGAUCCCACUAAAUGCUAAAGAGCUGCUGUCUUGCAAAUGACAAUCUGCAGAUUGUUAUUUUCAAUAUUUUCUGGGCAUUAUGGACACUCACCAUAUAGAAUAUAAACAUCUUGAAGGCAUAUACAGUACAAUAAUUUUGUUUGUUUGUUGGGGAAACAUUUAGGGCUGCACGAUAGGGUAAAAACAUCAUAUUGCGAUUACUUGACAGAUAUUGUGAUUGCGAUGUUAGAUUAGAUUAUACUUUAUUCAUCCCACAACGGGGAAAUUCACUCGUCACAGCAGC